AUGGUCUUCUGCCAUUCGGACUGCGUUAGACAGGUACAACAAGCUUGCAGCCAAGCAAAAAAACCCAGUACCUGUCCUAGAAUAUUCCCAGGUGGUGUUAAACCAUGGGCUGUGCCAUCAAAUUGUGAACUGGCAGUGAAAUAUUUCAAGGUUAUUCGUGCGCAAGAGGAAAUCAAAUGUCUUAAUGUUGAAAUCAGGAGGCUGCAUGAGUGGGUUAAUGCUGAGGAUGCACAUCUGCUUGCUACGGCUGAGGGUACUGCAGGUGAUGAGUAUAUUGCAUUGGAAAUUAAUGCCAUGUAUCUCACCCGUCAGCAUGUUAACAAUGUUCACCGCCAUCGUCUACAGCAGAUUUAUAAUCUCAAAGGCUUUUCUGGAGAUAUCAAAGACAAUAACUCUGCACGGCACAACAAUACCAUCAAUUCUCAAGAAUUAGAUAACGGCGACGAUGAAGAAGAUGAUGUUUUAUUUGAGGAGGUGUUUCUUACUACCACUACUAUCACAACAGAUAAUAUCACUACCACUUCUGACACUAUGUGUGCCAUUCAUAGCAGAGAAGCAGAGCACCGAUUAGCUUAUCUGGACCUUGGGGUUAAUAUGAAAUUUGAUCAUAGUGUUUGUCUUUUGGCUUGCUUUGAGAUGAAGAAAUCGAGGUUUUUAGGACUCGGGGAAUCAUUUUUUACAGUUGCGGUUUCAGAGAAUGAGUGGAGUCAUGCAGUACAAGAUGCUGUUUCCUUGAUACAAGAUAUAUUUGAGAGCACUGUGGCACCUACGCUCUGCAAGGCUUGUUUUAAAGCUUUCUGGGAGUCCAUUGUCAUUCCCGAUCAUCUGAAGCUUCCAGUCAACAACAUUACCCUGCAGUUUCCUAAUCCCAUCUCCAACUCAUCCGUCAACGACACAGGCCCACCUUCACUGAAUAGCUCUGACAAAUAUUGGACGUAUGUUGAGUCCCUUGAUUCAAUAAUGACUGAAGACAUAUUCGAUGCAACAUUCACCACAUUUGACGGUGAGACCAAUAGUGGUAACUUGCCGGUCACAUCCACUCCCCAACCUAGCAGUACUCCUGCAGCCUCCACCACCACCCCAUUGUCGCCUCAUUUGUCCUCCGGCUCCAAGCAGCUGCAUAACUCUGACACCGACUCUUAUUUGUCACUACACACGCUAUCCAGUAAUGUGCCCAGCUAUAAAAACCAUCCUCAAAUGUUGUUUGUUAAUGUGAGGAAAUCCUCCAACAAAGCCUUGGCCAAAUCACAGCAAUCACGUUCCGAGUUCCUUCGUUACAUAAACACUCACUUUGCGCCGACCAAUCACUUGUUGGAGAGGGCUCAAAAGUCUGGGGGUAUAUCAACUGACAUCAGCAAGGGCAAGGCAGCUACGCCUCCAAUGCCCAGAUACCAAAAUUCCAGUGCCAAGGAUGCCCCAGUACUUGCUCCCGCUAGCCAGCAUAGAAGAAAGGCCUCAAUUACGUCUACUCCACCUGACAAUACGUCCACGUUGAAUAAGCACGUUACCAAGGACAACAGGAAACCGGACACUGAUCAGCCAAAGCACGAGGCCAAAUCUUCUUUGCGAUCUUCUAGGGUCAUCCAUGAAAACAAAAUUGGUAAAUUUACAGAGCAGACUAGUGGCUUAUGUACUGCUGUACCAUCUCAUGGAUACGGUGAUCCUUAUGCAAGCCCCACUAUUGUACAAACCAUCAACGUUGCUUCAAAUCCAAGUAAUAUUCCCACCACUACUCCACCCGUCUUUCCAGUUCAUCAUUACUUGUAUCCACACCAAAUCCGCUCCCCUAUGCCUUCCUCCACCAGCCACACCAUAUCAAUCACAAACACUUUUGUGCUCUCUCCCAGUUUCGCUGCAGCCUGGCCCCAACAUAACAGCAUUCUUGACAUGAAGCUCAGGAGCUCUCUGAAAGAGGUAUUAAGGGACGUGAUCAUUCAUGACAACAUUUGGAGUGAGUUAGCACACUGCGUGCGCCAAGAGCCUGGAUACCACCCUGAAAACUGGAAGUUUAUCAUUCAAGACUGCGGUAUUCCCCACGAUCGCAUUGCUCAGGUUUUAAAUGCUUUAAAUGCUUUAGAAGCACGUCAGUUAGCAAAUAUAUCUUCUGUUCGUAUGGCUCCCACUACAGCGCCUCGUAUACAACGGCAUAAACCAAAGCUCACUGAUGCACAAAAAAAACAUCACCGUGAACGUUUUGUAGAGCUAACAAAUGAUAUAGUCACUGCCCAGGAGGGAUACGAGCAAGAAGCCAAUGAAAUUGCUCAAAAGCAUGGACGUGGACAAAUUCACAGUUAUACACAGGCAGUCAAAUCACAAGACAGCAUCGUUGUCCCAAUGUAUGGAAUGCAUUUAUCCGACAACAGCUACAUGCUGCAAACAACGAUCCUUGAUAUACAAAGUGCAAAACUACAAGCCAAGCAUACAAAUCCGAAGGCAAUCCUGCAAGAUGUCAAUGCAACUUUCACCGCUAUGGACCGCGAAUGGACAUCUAUCUGCAAGCGCACCGGCACUGAAGGUUUUUAUGUUGCUGUUUGGGGUGGUAUUGAGCAGUUUUCCGAACCGAAGAUGUUUUUCACCCAAAAAGCAGAAUUGUUUAUCCAACAUGCAUUGGAUCUUGAUCUGUGCCGCUAA
Messenger RNA from Serpula lacrymans var. lacrymans S7.9, 2631 nucleotides. RefSeq lists its product as uncharacterized. Lineage: Eukaryota; Fungi; Basidiomycota; Agaricomycetes; Boletales; Serpulaceae. The coding region runs from base 1 to 2631 and encodes 876 amino acids. The record is from RefSeq and is a predicted model, not a curated record. The transcript has 9 exons.